AUGGAUGCUGAGCAGCUCAGAGAGAAUGCCCACAAGAUGGUAGAUUUCAUUGCUGAUUACUACAAAACCAUUGAGAAUUUCCCUGUUCUCAGCCAAGUGCAGCCGGGAUAUCUCCGGGAACUUUUACCGGAUUCUGCACCUACUCAUCCCGAGCCUUUGCAACAUAUUUUUGAUGACAUUCAGGCUAAGAUAUUACCAGGGGUUACCCAUUGGCAGAGCCCAAAUUUCUUUGGGUACUACCCUUCCAACAGCAGCAUUGCUGGAUUUUUAGGUGAAAUGAUGAGCGCAGGCUUGAACAUUGUUGGGUUCAGCUGGAUAACUUCUCCUGCUGCAACUGAACUCGAAAUGAUCGUAUUGGAUUGGUUUGGUAAAAUGCUUAAACUACCCGAAGAAUUUCUUUCAGCAGGAAAAGGUGGUGGAGUGAUACAAGGCACAGCAAGUGAAGCUGUUCUGGUUGUUCUGUUGGCAGCUCGUGAUAAGAUUUUGAGGAGAGUAGGAAAAAAUUCCCUUGAGAAGCUUGUUGUCUAUGCAUCUGAUCAAACACAUUCCGCUUUGCAAAAAGCUUGUCAGAUAGGGGGAAUCCAUCCCGAGAAUUGCAGGCUGCUGAGGACUGAUUCUUCUACUGAUUAUGCCCUUUCUCCCAAUGUACUUAAUGAAGCGAUUUCAAACGACGUCACCAGUGGUUUAAUUCCAUUUUUCCUAUGUGCGACAGUCGGUACUACUUCAUCAACGGCUGUUGACCCUUUGCUAGAACUGGGAAAGAUUGCAAAGAGCAAUGACAUGUGGUUCCAUGUGGAUGCUGCAUAUGCUGGUAGUGCUUGUAUAUGUCCAGAGUACCGCCAUUACAUUGAUGGUGUUGAAGAGGCAGACUCAUUUAACACAAAUGCACAUAAAUGGUUUCUCACGAACUUUGACUGUUCAGUGCUCUGGAUCAAGGAUAGAAAUGCUUUGAUCCAGGCUCUGUCUACAAAUCCUGAGUUCCUAAAAAACAAGGCCUCUCAAGCAAACCUGGUUGUGGAUUACAAAGAUUGGCAAAUCCCACUUGGACGUCGGUUUAGAUCAUUAAAGCUAUGGAUGGUGCUGAGACUUUAUGGUCUGGAAAACCUACAAUCAUAUAUAAGAAACCAUAUUAAUUUAGCUAAACACUUCAAAGAGCUCGUUGCUCAAGACCCCAGAUUUGAGAUUGUUACUCCGCGGCUAUUUUCAUUAGUUUGUUUCCGUCUUCUGCCCCCUCAUAACGACGAAACGUGUGCUACUAAACUGAAUCAUGGCCUAUUAGAUGCUGUGAACUCAACCGGGAAGAUUUUUGUUUCUCACACGGUCCUGUCAGGGAAAUACUUGUUACGUCUUGCAGUAGGAGCUCCAUUGACUGAGGAGAGGCAUGUGAAUGCAGCAUGGAAGCUUUUGCAAGAUAAGGCUUCUGCCCUGCUUGCGACUCUUUAG
This is a messenger RNA of Prunus armeniaca (apricot), 1443 nucleotides long. The record is from the annotation of a GenBank genome assembly. NCBI's taxonomy places the organism in Eukaryota, Viridiplantae, Streptophyta, Magnoliopsida, Rosales, Rosaceae.